Erigeron canadensis is the source of this 1365-nucleotide messenger RNA. Its product is annotated as protein FAR1-RELATED SEQUENCE 5-like. Bases 1 to 1365 code for a protein of 454 amino acids. NCBI's taxonomy places the organism in Eukaryota, Viridiplantae, Streptophyta, Magnoliopsida, Asterales, Asteraceae. The record is from RefSeq and is a predicted model, not a curated record. The transcript is spliced from 3 exons.
AUGUCCGGCAAAAGGGGAGCUGAUGGUUUUUGGGCAUUUACAGUGAAAAACUUGACACAUAACCAUGAACCAUCAAAGGACAUGUCCGACCACUCAUCAUUUCGUCAACUAUCACCAAAUAAAGUGAAAACUGUGAAGGAAAUGACAAUGUCUGGAAUACCUCCUAGACAAAUUCUUUCUUCGUUACGUCUAGAAACCCCGAGUCUCCCAGCAAACUCAAGAACAAUAUACAACCUGAAGAAAAAAAUUCGUAGGGAAAAAUUAGGAAAUCGGCCUAUGAUUAAUGCCUUAUUUGAAGAGCUUGAAAAGGCUGGUUUUACAUAUGAUAUUGUCCAUGAUCUAGAUGGGCGAAUAACUCGCCUGUUCAUUGCACACCCACUGUCAAUUAAAUUGGCCAAACACUUUUCUAGUACUUUUGUGAUGGAUUGCACUUAUAAGACCAAUAAGUAUAACAUGCCAUUACUUGAUAUCAUUGGAAUCUCAUGCUUCAGCACCACCUUUUAUUCUGGGUUCGUAUUUUUGGAGAAAGAGGAUGAAGAAAAUUAUGUUUGGGCGUUAAGUGCAUUCAAGAAGAUUCUUGGACAGGGUAAUCUACCAUCAGUGAUUAUGACAGACCGGGAGUUGGCCUUAAUGAAUGGCAUAAAGAAUGAAUUUCCAGCUACAACGAAUCUUUUAUGUGUUUGGCAUAUUGAAAAGAAUGUUUUGGCGAAUUGCAAGAAAUACUUUGGUUGUGAUAAAGAGUUUGAUAUCUUCAUGGGAAGUUGGCAAAAUGUGAUAUAUUCAGCAACAGAAGCUAUGUUUGAGUAUAAUUGGGCUGAAUUCGAGUUGUUUUAUAACGAUAAAAAAGGUCCAAUUGAUUACAUUAAAAAGGUAUGGCUGCCUUGGAAAGAAAAAUUUGUUAGCGUUUGGACCGAAAAGUAUUUGCAUUUUGGUACCCGUACCAUGGCUCCCUGUACCAGUCAUUUUACAUCUACUAUGGGACUUCCAUGUGCUCAUAAGAUACAAUAUUACGUCGAACACAAAAUGGCCCUUCCAUUGCAUCUUAUUCAUCCACAUUGGAGGUUUGAUUCAUUUUCUUUGGAUUCGAAAGAUGAUUAUGAUGGUGAUGAUACUCCGGUGAUUAAACGACCAAAAGGAAGACCGCCAAAAGCAAAAAAGAAAAAAGGAAUAACUUCUACAACAAGGGAUCCUUCGAGAUUUGAGUAUGUAGAAUUGUCACUAGCACAAAAUUAUUCAAGUUCUACUUUUAUGUUCCAAAGAAACAAUGAAGUUACCGAGGAGUUUGGUUACGGGCAUCAUGGAAACUUGAUGGAUUUAAGUGUAUCUUCAGAUUUUCCAUUUAGUUUUACGUCGUCGUUAGAGUAA